Daucus carota subsp. sativus is the source of this 1176-nucleotide messenger RNA. RefSeq lists its product as uncharacterized. The transcript is spliced from 6 exons. Gene Ontology annotation, cellular component: transcription factor TFIIF complex. The coding region runs from base 120 to 920 and encodes 266 amino acids. Gene Ontology annotation, biological process: transcription by RNA polymerase II; transcription initiation at RNA polymerase II promoter. Lineage: Eukaryota; Viridiplantae; Streptophyta; Magnoliopsida; Apiales; Apiaceae. The record is from RefSeq and is a predicted model, not a curated record.
ACGCUGGAUUUCAUAAAUGAAACUAAUUAAAUACUACCCUCGAAAUCACAACAGCGCUCUAGAAAUCCAGGAGGGAGAGAGCCGAGAAAACUUAGCGGUGAGCGAUCCAAGCGGAAAAAAUGGAAGAAGAACAAAAGAGCAGUAAUAACAAUAACGGUAGCGUAAAUAAGAGCAAAUUAGAGACGGGAAAGUCGGAGAGAUCGGUGUGGCUCAUGAAGUGCCCUGUGGUUGUAUCUAAUUCAUGGAAAACCGCUGCGGAUAAUGAACCUAUUUCUAAAGUCGUCGUCUCUCUCGAUCCUCUCUGUCCUGAAUCUCCCUCUUCUCUCCAGUUUACGAUGGAGAUGGCCAACAAUGAGGCUGGGAAGAUGCCCAAGAGUUAUUCCUUGAACAUGUUCAAGGAUUUUGUUCCCAUGACCAUUUUCUCCGAAGUUAACCAAGGUAAAGUUGCAGUAGAAGGGAAAGUGGAACAUAAAUUUGACAUGAAGCCUCACAACGAGACCAUGGAGGAGUACAGUAAAAUGUGCCGCGAGAGGACAAAUAAGUCAAUGAUUAAGAGUCGGCAGAUUCAGGUUAUUGACAAUGAUCGUGGAGUACAUAUGAGACCCAUGCCUGGAAUGAUUGGAUUUAUUGCUUCCAAUUCAAGUUCCAAGGGUAAGAGGCCAGCAGUACCAGUAAAGGCUCCAGAUGUGAAAAGAACCAGAAGGGAUCGUAGUGAAUUAGAGGAUAUCAUGUUUAAGCUUUUUGAAAGGCAACCUAAUUGGACCUUAAAGCAGCUAGUCCAGGAGACAGAUCAGCCAGCGCAAUUUUUGAAAGAGAUAUUGAACGAGCUCUGUGUGUACAACAAAAGGGGAUCCAACCAGGGUACAUAUGAACUGAAGCCAGAAUACAAGAAAAGUGCCGAGGAAACGGCUGCUGAAUAAGUAGUUCUGUUCCUAAACUGAAUCGAUAAUGUGAGGUUGUGCUUUAGGUUCAAGGUACACGCAGACUAUAGGGUCACAUAGUCUUCUGCAUCUUAACUUCGUAUUUUGUAUUUUCCAAAGAUUAUAAUCGUAAUAGCUGGUGGACAUUGAUCGUAAUUUUGUUCUCCCAGAUGAGCAUUACUUCCGUCCACAGAUGUCAAUGUGAUGUUAAUUUUGUACAAAAAUAGUAUCAAAGGUAGAGUUGUUUUGAUGUCAA